CCUGCUAUGAAUAUAAAAGGUGGCAUAUUUUGUCACUCAUUCAUUACUGCAAACUUCUUGUUUGGUUUGAGAAGUUCUUCACUUUUUGACACAGCUUUUACAGUUUUGAUUUGGUACGAAGAAAUAUUUCUCGGUAAGCAGUUUGUCUCAUUUCAAUUUGUAUAAAUUCGAACCAGGCGAAAUGAACGUUCAGGUAUUUAUCUGUAUAUACCUUGUUGUUGUCGGGGAAUGAUGAUGUCUGGGUGGGUAACAAGCAUGGACAUUUAGGACUGUUAAGUUGUUAACAAAUAACCUAUACUUGUAGACAUAAAGAGAUUACGGUGUCUGUGCGUUAAGGUAUUGAGUUUAUAGUCGUAUACAUUUAUUUUUCCUAAAGAUCAGAGACCAUGCAGUAGCACGAAAACCGGAUAGCGACUUUUUCAAGCUUUCUAAAAUUGUCAGUGAUUGGUAUAACCCACAAUUAAACUUUAGCCUAAGCUGUGUCAAAUUCGUGAUUAAUUGCCUUUUCUUUUGUUAUGCACUGCUUUAAUUAGGCACAAAGUGAAAAUAUGCGAUUCUGACUAACAUUUUUUAUCGGACUCGUACUUGCUUAUUUUUUCUUCACUUGGCAUGAAAAACAUGUCAUUCAAUAGCUACAAGCCUGAUCUUUCCGAAUAUGAAAAAAAUUUGUUCAUUCGCCGAGUUAUUCACGUACAAAUAGCGCGCUGAAGUUCGAUUACCUUUUUUUUAUACACCGUGCACGUAUUAAAAAAAAAUUGACAAAAGAUGAUGAUGAUGGCAUCAUCGGCUUUUAAAACCUUGUAAAGCCUAAUUUCCAUAUGGUCGUAAAAAUAGAGUCACGAUCUUUCUCAACGGCCAGUUUAUAAUAGUUUAUACCUGUAAACCACAUAUAAAUCAUAAGUAUUCUCUAGCCCUAAUCACUCUGCGUAUUUUCAGUUCUAAAAUGUUGUAUUUCGGCUGAUGAGAAAGAUCGUGACUCAAUCUUUUACGACCAUAUAUGGAAACCAGGUUUAAAUGUUGAAAUAUACAUGCAUAUACCUUCCAGAACUUAGGCGAUCAUGACAUUAGCGCUGAAACCUCCUGCAUGGUUAUACCUAAAAUUUACGUUCGGGCAGUUGCAAUAUUUAUUAAAAAAUCUGAAAUAAUCAGGGUUGUUAAGCUGAAUCGAAGACAUUCUAGAUCUACAGCGCAGACACAGUUUUGAUUUUCUGUAAAAUCUACCUUUUCUGUCGGUUGCAUGGUCACAUGUUUAAUGACCAUGCAUGACGAGAUUUUUGCUCAAAAGCGGUUAAUAUAUUACCCAUACGAGUUUUUGCCUUUGUUUCCAUAAAGAGUCAUUUGUUUACAUCUUACCUUCGGAAGUGACAAAUAGCAACAAAUGACGAUUAUAAACAUUUCUUUGGUGCAAUUUUAGUAUAAAAAAGUUAAAUGAACAAGUAUAACCACAGGAUGGUAGUAAUAUAUUAUAGAUUGAAAACCGAAACAGCUAUUAAUUAUUACGCCAUUAAAAUGGCCGCCAAGCAGCUUUGGCGCAAAAUGCAUUGUGGUUGACAGUGACUCUUUAAAAAGUGACAAUUCUACUGCCUAAUCCAAUAACAUCAACAACCGAGUUUAAAUUGCCUUGCUUGUUAUGCUCCUACAUGUCCAAAAUAUAUCUCCGAAAACAAAUAUACAGUAUAUUCAAGUGGGUGUGAAGCGAUCGUAUAAGAGCUCUUGAAAUGUUUUUUUUGACGAAUCAAGCCCGUUUUCCACUCGCGUAUUUCGCCACCGAAAAAGUUCAUUUGUUGUUCUUUCGUGCCGUCAACGAAAGGUCAAACAGAAGUUGAAAAUGUUAAGCAACUGUAGCAGGAGAACAAAUUUCUUCAGCGGCGAAUGAAUGUAAAAAAAUGAUUUCUUUGUCAAUUUUUCGCCAGCGGCGGCGAAAUACGUGAGUGGAAAACGGGCUUUACGGCCUUGAAGGACCGGUAACUCAAGGAGAGGUCAUUGGGAGGGUAAUGUUUGAUGGUAUAGGAUGAUUAAGCAAUACAAGGCAACGCCUUUGAAGUUAAUUACCUAUUACCGAGCUGUAACAGUCUACAUGGGAACAGGACAUAAUUACACCAUUAGAUAACAUAGAGCACCGUGACCCACAACGACCGAUUAUUUUGUCUACGCUGAUCGAUUUCCAUAUUAACAACCUCAGUUUAAAACAACUUCUAACCUUAAUACUAACUUCAAUCCCUGCCGGAGUUGUUAAUAAGUCUGAUUCUCAGUCCAAGUCAAGCUGAGUGACAAUAUAUAUGCCGGUGAGUUUGACACUUAAUGCCCAGGCGAAGGCUCAUGAGAAGGCUUUCGUCAGACAAUUACUUGGAUGACUAAGGAGUAAGGGUGCUUCAUCCCACUCGAAAUUAUUCUACCUAAAUAUAAUCUGCCCGAUUUCAAAAGCUUUUUAUCCCACCUGAAAAGUUAGACUCUUUAUAUAGUAUUUGGAACAAAGUACACUAUUGCGUCAUCGAUUUAGAUUCUAUCAUUAGACAUCACUCUCAAGGAAUGAUAAAUAUCAUAUUUAAAGAACUCUUAAAUCAAGAACUGAGAGUCCUGUUGAAACUAUGUAGUAAUGCACUCGUAAAUAUGGAAACCGUCAUGUUCAACGCCUUAUAUUUUCCUUAACGCCUUAUACGGACACAUCUCCAAUACGGACACAUCUCUAAUACGGACAUCACUCUAAUACGAACACUUUUCUGAUACAAACACAUUUCUAAUACGGACAGUUUUGUAUUUCCUGAGUUUCCUGACUAGAUUCUCCUAUAGUCUCCUCAAAAAUAACCUCUAUAAUGCGGACCUCUCCAAUACAGACACUAAAUCUCGAGCCAAGAGAGCGAAUACAUAUAAAUUAAUAUCUUUAUUGACAUGUUUAAAACUUUCAAUGGAAUCUUAUUUAUUUAUCGUGCUUCAAUUCCAAACAUCAUACAAUAAUUGGAUUAAAGAAGCUGGGACACCACAACAGCUUAACACCAAUAAGAGCGGACCCUAAAAGUGACGUCAUCGUGUUCAUGAAGUGGCCCUAUCUAAAAAGUGACGUCAUCGUGAUCGUGGUUCGAAUGUGAACUCUUUCACUGUGAAGCCAUGUAUGACAGAACCAUACAUAUAGCAACCACGAACAUCUCUUACUCUGAGGGUCACAAUUUUAGGUUAAAAAAUGUCAAAUACUUAAUUACUACCUACUUUAUUAUUGUUUUUCAGAACAAAGACCUUGGGUUAGCAAUGACAACACCUUUAGAGCAUAUGUUCCGUCUAGGACGGCCAAAAUUCCUCAUGUACAGUAAUGUUAUAUACACAGUGGGCGUGGCAGCCGCCUACAAGAGCAACCCAACCUUGCCUUUCAAUCUUGGCUCCUACAUCUGGGUUUGUCUCUUGGUUCAUGCCAUCCAUGCGAUGACUCAUUAUUUUAACGAAUAUUACGAUUUCGAAGCUGACUGUGCCAACAAGAACCCAAGCCCCUGGACUGGAGGUUCGCGAGUAUUGGUGGAAGGAAAAUUGAAACCAAAAGUGUCGUUAUUGAUUGGAAGAUUAAUCUCUUUGAUAGUGUUAUCAAACGCGGCCAUUUAUUAUGGAAUCACUGGAAAUGUCCCAGCAACUAUGACUAUAGUCCUGGGUGUUAUUUUUGGACAUGGUUAUAGUGCCUGGCCUCUCAGCACGUCGCGUAGAGGACUGGGUGAGGCGAGCGUUUGUCUUGUUUUGAAUAUUCUUGUACCAUUGGUGGGUUAUCAAUCACAUGAUCCCAGUUCACCAUUUGGUAACAGUUUGUUGUGGGCAAUAUUACUUCCAUUAGUACCAAUACAAUUUGUCCGAAUGAUGGUUAUGAAUAUGGCUGACUUGGAACCUGAUAAAAUCACUGGUACGCGUUCGCCAAAUGUUUAUUCCUUUAAUAGUUCUUUAAAAAUUUUAAUGCACGUGUAUUUGUUUCCUUAAAUAAACUUUUCCUAAGUUUCCGUUAAGCCUACCACUAUCACCUUUGUUUUAUCGCCAUCGAGUUAACGUCUGAGACCAAGGGCGUCUUAUAUAUAAGCGUUGCUGAUCACCUUUUGAUAUUCUCUAGGAAAACUAACACUGGUCGCAAGGCUGGGAAUGCAGUUGUCGUGCAUAGUUCACGGUAUUGGCAUCGUGUUUGCUUAUAUCUUACAUAUAUGGUUGUAUGUUUACGGAUAUCUUUCUACAACGACAUUUCUUCUCAUGCUUAUACCUGCUCCGAUUGGAUUACGACAGGUAAGAACAGUUUUCCUUUGUCCACGUGCUAGUCACAUGAUACGGUCAUGGUAAAGUGAUGGUAGGGGGGCUCAUGAUCCUCACUUGCAUCUAAGAGCAGAAUAGAUGUUUUCGAUGAGCACAUAUUUCGGACGAAAAAACAAUCUACAAAAUACAUAACACAAUGAGCAGCAUAGCAAAACAAAGUCUAUAAUUAGGUUAUAACAACAUAGGUGUUUAAGAACUUUCAACAAUGUGUCGUUCUUAUAUUUUGACAGCUUGUUCAACCAUACAUGUAUUACAACACAAUUCGGAAAAUGUAACUUACCAAAAUCGCCCGAAAAAGUCCUGGGACGAGGUUGUGAAGCCAUCAUCUUGGGAAUAUCUAUUGCAUCAACUAAUGUUACUGAUUGGGAAUUCUAUUGCGCAUCUCAAACGUAUCUGAUACCCAUAUCUGAUCGCGGAGUUUUUCAGUUACGUUUUUGAAAAGAGAAACUGCCUCAAAUCACAGGAAUGCAGCCCAGAGGAGAGCCGGUUUCCCGGUGAUAGUAACUAACAUUGAUUAUUUUCUGUAUAGAUCCCUAAUGUGUUCAUCCGCCCAUGGAAAUUUGACAAUCCGUUCUGGAGCAGUCAACAUAACAUACUGUCCAUGGCCAUGGCACUUGCGGGUAUCUUACUUUCAGGAGGAAGACCACUGAGUGGAACAUCGUGGGCUCUUAUUUUCCCUCUUGCUUUGAUCUCUAUUUCUGUACUAGUCCUUUUCAAGAAGAUCGUAGACGCGGCCAAGGCUCACGAGUCUUUCAAUAAGAGACAAUCCACUGUCUUUGCCAGGGAAGAAUAAUGAUAUUCGUUUUUAUAUUUCACUCUUUUUUAUAUUCUAUUUAUAUUCUAUUUAUAUUCAAAUUCUAUUUAUAUUCUAUUUAUAUAAAAUUUUUAAAUACUUAUCUAUAUUUUUAAAACAUACCGUGGAAGCGUUCGAACUGUAGUAUAAAUAUAUAUGAUAUUGUAUCUCUGUUUGUGUUUCCUAUAAUGGUUUUCUACGAAACCUCGCUCACCCUGGCAAUGCCAUGUUCGUCUAUAUCACAAGCGAGAAGGCGUACCAGUUGAAUUUCGCGUUUCUCUCGAAAAUUCCGAAUUUUGCAAUUCUAUCUAUUUUAUCUCUACA
This is a messenger RNA of Paramuricea clavata, 5389 nucleotides long. The record is from the annotation of a GenBank genome assembly. Lineage: Eukaryota; Metazoa; Cnidaria; Anthozoa; Malacalcyonacea; Plexauridae.